Molecule: messenger RNA, 717 nt
Organism: Necator americanus (New World hookworm)
Lineage: Eukaryota; Metazoa; Nematoda; Chromadorea; Rhabditida; Ancylostomatidae
Exons: 3
Coding region: 1-717 (238 amino acids)
Biological process (GO): regulation of DNA-templated transcription
Molecular function (GO): DNA-binding transcription factor activity, RNA polymerase II-specific; DNA binding
Source: RefSeq, a predicted model, not a curated record
AUGAGUAUGCUAGAUCCACGUCAGUUCCUGAUGCCCACGUUUUGUCUUGAUUCUGCUACCACUUCACUUCUUAGUCAGCAGCCCUCUCAAAGUUCCGGCGGUGGAAAACUAACACACUCGUUUCGAAUCUCUGACUUGUUGGAAUCUUCUGAUGGUAAGACAGAGCAGGGAAGUGAUAAAGAGCACUCCACAACAUCACGACCCGAAACGCCUGAAUCUGGCUGCUCUCAAGUUCGGAGUAGCCCAAACGAUGCAAGUCCUCUUGGAUCAAAGAAAGCGCGAAAAGCGAGAACCAUAUUCACUGACAAGCAACUACAGGAACUUGAAUCUACUUUUGAAAAGCAAAAAUAUUUAAGUGUCCAAGACCGCAUGGACCUAGCACAUCGCAUGGGACUUACUGACACGCAAGUGAAAACAUGGUACCAGAACCGAAGAACAAAAUGGAAAAGGCAAGCUACAACAGGUAUGGAACUGCUCAAUGAAGCUGGAAACUUGGCAGCUGUUCAAAAUUUACUACGCUCCAAUCCUUACUGGGCUGGCUAUGUUGGUCAACUUGGUGGUCUUCCUGCACCGCUGCCUCUUGUAAUGAGCUUACCUUUGUCUGCCGCAAUAUCCUCCGUUCCACACUCUCUUUCGUUUAUGUUUCCUUCCACAACUCAAGUUGUUGCCUCGAAAGAGUCCACAUCCAUUGAUGUUGAAGACACAAACACUAACUAG